AUGUCUCUCAGUGAUACUUCUGUUGAAUCUACUCAUUCCCGCCGAUCCCAAGGAUCUGCCAACAUUCAAGGCUCAAUGUUAGAAAGAACAAGGAAAAUCCCCUCACAUUGGACGAUAGAUGAAGAAAGGGCCUUGAUUGAUUACCUCUCCAGUAACAAAUCUGGGGCUGGUGAUGGUCUAACCUUCAAAAUGACCACUUUUCAAGGAGCCGCUGAACAUAUCAAGAAGACCUUCACCCACCAGCAUGGCGGAGAAAAGACUGCUGAUUCCUGCAAGACGAAGUGGGGCAAUCUCAAGUCAGCUUAUGGUGUUGUUGUCAACAUCAAGAAGACAUCCGGCUUUUCAUGGAGUGAUGAACACGGUGCUGGAAUUACAGAUGAACAUGGAGAUACUUGGGACAGAUAUGCCAAGGGCCAUCCUGGUGCAGCACCGUACAAGACCAAAGGGUUCCCGCACUUCAGCACUCUUGACCAGAUGAUUCCCCAGGAGCUUAUCUCUGCCAAGGGAAAGUACACUACCCAUCAGCCAAAGGCCAGGACUCAGGCUGUUGCCGGUCCUUCCCCAUCAGAGUCAUCCUCUUCUGCAAUGGGGCCUCCUGGUGGGUACUGGCCCCUACUUCCCCAAUCAUCCACUCCCACUGCCACAUCUGGAAUGGAGCCUGCGCACCGGCAUGCCCUUCCCCCACCAUCUACUCCUACCAGUGUAGAGACUCAUGCCUCUCAUGGUGUGAUAUGGCGCGUUACACUAGGAGUACAUAGCACAAACUUGCAGCAUCACUCUGUGUGCUAUCCACAGGUAUUCCACUAUGAGGCGCAGCUUUCCCAUGCAAUGCGCGCCAUUCCCGCGCUUCAUGAUGUAUACGCGUGCACACGCGUUCCCGCGCUUGAGCACCCUAUAGUGCCAGCCAUCCAGAAGCAUCCAUCCACUGUCCACCAAGCCCUCUAG
This is a messenger RNA of Suillus fuscotomentosus, 945 nucleotides long. RefSeq lists its product as uncharacterized. The coding region runs from base 1 to 945 and encodes 314 amino acids. The transcript is spliced from 3 exons. NCBI's taxonomy places the organism in Eukaryota, Fungi, Basidiomycota, Agaricomycetes, Boletales, Suillaceae. The record is from RefSeq and is a predicted model, not a curated record.